This is a messenger RNA of Exophiala viscosa, 1176 nucleotides long. RefSeq names its product toxin biosynthesis ketoreductase. The record is from RefSeq and is a predicted model, not a curated record. The coding region runs from base 339 to 1103 and encodes 254 amino acids. Lineage: Eukaryota; Fungi; Ascomycota; Eurotiomycetes; Chaetothyriales; Herpotrichiellaceae. Gene Ontology annotation, molecular function: alcohol dehydrogenase (NAD+) activity. The transcript has a single exon. Gene Ontology annotation, cellular component: cytoplasm.
CGCACGCUGACAUACCCCGAGUGACCACGCCUCUCUCAAGUUGGAAGCAACAUCGUCUGCCAUGAAGAGCACUACUGCACGGACUAGCAGAGGCGGCUGCCAGCGUGCGGCACCCACCAGGCUAGCAUGGCACACAUGGUAUGCUGUGGGCGUGGACAUAUCCUCGGCUUUAGGGCGGAGUUAAACGGUCUUCUCUUCAACAGCCUCACUCGUGCAUGAUGUCUAGGUGUAUAAGAAGUAAAGAGCGGGCCUGAAAUUUGUCUUGCAGGACAUGGUAGAUUGCAUAGAACUCAAGUCUUAUGAAGUCUAGCCAUAUACAAGCGUCUUCUUGAGCCAAAAUGACAACCACCUAUCUCAUCACUGGGGCAAACCGUGGCAUAGGUCGGGGGCUGACAGACCUCAUUCUCCAACGCCCUGAUACCAGGGUGAUCGGUCUGGUCCGCAACCCGGAGGACGAGACCAGCAAGUCGCUUGCAGCGAGCAGCCCAGACCCGAAAAGACUGCUGAUCCUCCCCUACGACGCAAAAGAUCCCAAUUCAGCCUCAAGCGCAAUCUCCACGCUCGAGACCACACAUGAAGUUAAGCAUCUGGACGUCGUCAUCGCCAAUGCCGGCGCUCUUCUCUGGCACGGUCCAGCUGUUGACACGCCCGGCGACGCCAUCCUCGACUCCAUCACAGUGAACACAAUCGGACCAUUGCUCUUGUUCCGUGCGUGCCUUCCCCUGAUGCAGGCUUCGCCAGCACCGAAAUUCAUCGCCAUCAGUUCGGCGAUCGGCUCCACGGGUCAGAUCCCUCAAUUCAAACAGUCGCAGACGCUGCCGUACGGAGUCAGCAAGGCUGCGCUGAAUCAUACAUUUCGCAAAUUGAGCGUUGAUCAUCCCGAGAUUGUGAUUGAAUUGUUGACGCCUGGACCGGUGUUGACGGACUUGAUGAGAGUGUUCCAGGCGGGGUUUGAAGAGAGGGUGAAGAAGGAUCCCAACUUGCUGAAGCGGUUUACGCCCAUUGAUCAGGUCUGCGAUGGCUUGAUGAGCCAGAUCGACUCGGCGAGUAUGGAGUCGAGCGGCGAGUUCAGAGAUUGGAAGGGCGAGGUUGUUCCGUGGUAGUCCCCCGACUCGCUCAUCUGACCCGUGUCGAUCGUAUCACAGGUUGAUCCUGCGUGCAGUAUAGCACAAUCCA